CAACGUUUAGGUAUUUUUUUGGAGGAGUCACCUGGUCAUCGCAGACGCUCAUCUGGGACUGAAUCCCAUCUAUAAGGAGUUCGUUGGUGGCGUUGAGCUGCGUGAUCAUGGCGGACUUCCCAUCCAAGGUUACCACGGAAACCAGCUCCCCCAACUCCCGGAGCUCUCAGCCGGGGGGCAGCAGCCUCCGGGCGCUGGCCGCCGGCCUCGCCACCCCGCUGCAUUCGUCCUUCAUCCGAAGCAUCCGGGCCGUCCUCAUGAUGGCUGAAAGAUUCCUGGGGCUCAUCCAGUGUUCGCUGAUAGCCAGCACGCCCUACACGCUGUUGGCAGCGUUCGGCUGGGUGAUGUUUGUGGCCGUCACCCUGUGGAUCCUCACCACCAUCCUCUUCCUCUUGAUCCUGUUUGGCGCCCAGCAAAAGCUGACCUUCGUCCCCUGGGCCCAUGACGGGAUGUGGAACGCGCAGGCCACGGUCCUCUAUCUGAGCGCCCUUCCUGGCCAACGCGGCGUCCGUGCAGCCUGGCGCUUCACCUAUUUCUACAAUCAUAUGCCAGCUGCCGCGUUCUUUGGUGCUGUGGUGACCAUCGCCUACGGUGCAAGUGCUUUCUUCUCCUAUCUGGACUGGAAGGGAGACGGAGGGAACGCUGCCAACACCACAGUGCCGACCUAGGACUCGCACUUGGGCCGCUGAUC
Messenger RNA from Gasterosteus aculeatus aculeatus (three-spined stickleback), 691 nucleotides. The record is from RefSeq and is a predicted model, not a curated record. NCBI's taxonomy places the organism in Eukaryota, Metazoa, Chordata, Actinopteri, Perciformes, Gasterosteidae.